ACUCUACCAUAUCUUAUAUUGGAAUCUCACACACGUGUAAUCUCGGAGUUUUACAUGUUUUUGAUCAGAAAGACGGAUAUAUAAAUCCAUGAAUCCAAAAAUGAGCUUAUUGAUAUAAGUCAUCGAUUCGUUAAUUUAUUUGCAACCCCAACGGUGUGAAAAUCAACGGAAAUCAUCGGUGUUUCUGCAGCUGCAGUCUGCGUCUUUGCAACCUGAACAGAACACUCGUCUAUUUACACGCCUCAUCCUCGGCGUGGACAGAGACAGCGUAGGGGUCUAUCCGACCACUCAUAUUCGACUAAUGUGAAUAAUUGUACACUUUGACUUUCAUCAUGAAUCAACAACAGCAGCUUCAGCUUUUGGCUGAAUUGGAAGUAGAGAUGAUGGCAGAUAUGUACAACAGAAUGACCGUUGCCUGUCAGAAGAAGUGUAUAGCACCGACAUACAAGGAAGGUGACCUUUCCAAAGGAGAAGCUGUCUGCCUGGAUCGCUGUGUCGCUAAGUACCUGGAGGUUCACGAGAGCAUCGGCAAAAAGUUAACCGAGAAGUCUGCUCAGGACGAGGCCACGAUGAAACAAAUGCAAGGACAGAGUUAGUGA
This is a messenger RNA of Strongylocentrotus purpuratus (purple sea urchin), 599 nucleotides long. It is a transcript of the gene timm10, whose product is annotated as mitochondrial import inner membrane translocase subunit Tim10-B. NCBI's taxonomy places the organism in Eukaryota, Metazoa, Echinodermata, Echinoidea, Camarodonta, Strongylocentrotidae. Gene Ontology annotation, biological process: protein insertion into mitochondrial inner membrane. Bases 333 to 596 code for a protein of 87 amino acids. The record is from RefSeq and is a predicted model, not a curated record. The transcript is spliced from 2 exons. Gene Ontology annotation, cellular component: mitochondrial inner membrane.